CUAAAAUAGAACAUUUAUAUGAUUUAAGAUAUAUUGACUACAAAGGCCUAAAGGUGAAGCUAGAAAACAUUCAGCAAUCUCAAUAUGUAGAACCAGAAUCACCGACCACUUAUUUUAGUAAUGUUUGUGAAUCACCAACUACUUAUGGCCAUUCCGAAAGCUUUCAAUCUUUUCCUUUCACGUCUAUUAAAGAGGAAUCUAUUAAAGAGGAAGACGAGAAUCAGACGCAAUUACAAAAUGAAUCUAUCAAACGUAAACCUACUCAUUCUGACCCAGUAAGGCCAUCACUCUCUCCACUAAAGAUUAAAAUAGAUAAUUUUAGACGGGCGAAUUCCUUGCUCACAAAAGUACCUUCUCGAUUAAGAAGCAAAUCAAUUCAAAGAACUCCAAUUAUAUCCCUUGAUACGAUUAAAAAUCAAUUGCGUCCCGAUGAAGUAGAAUUUUUCGAGGCUUUAGACAUAGAACUAAAAAAAAUUAAUGACUUUUAUGAAGAAAAAGAAUCAGAUGCGCGAGAACAUUUCAAUAGAAUAAAUCAAUCAUAUGAAGAAUUAAAGGCUUUGAAAGCAGCCAAUCAAUCAAAUUCGCCUCGUAGUGACUGGACUUCGAAAUUAUUUAAAGAACGCGAUAAUAAUAUUUCUAGUCCAUCCACAAAUGAAACAUUAUUCGCGAUAGAUUAUAAAGAUGCGAGAAAAAGAAUGAAAAAGGCUAUUUUCGAAUUUUAUCGAGGCAUUGAAAUGCUAAAACAUUAUCGAAAUAUUAAUCACGCCGGAUUUAAAAAAAUCCUUGAGAAAUUUGAUACGGUUACAAAACUAAAUGGGAGUGAAACUUAUCUGAAAAAAGUUAAUCAAACCAGUUUUGUAAAAAGUAAAAGGGUAGAUGUACUAAUGAAAGACACUGAGUAUAUUUUUAAUAAACUUUUUGGCGGUAGCUCUCGAUCGUAUGCGAAAAAGAAACUUAAAACACCUAAUAGAAGACACAAAACUUAUUACCUUCCCACAAUACGAUCAGGAAUAUAUAUAGGCUUGGCUGCUCCUUCCUUAUAUAAUGCCUUAAAAAUUGCAAUCGCAGAAAAUGGAACUCAUGAAUUACAAUUAUAUGCUGGGUUAAUUCUUCCAAUGAUUCUCUUAUUGCUUAUAGGUGUAAUUAUGUAUGUUUGGACAAAAUUACGCAUUAAUUACAAGUUUAUAUUCGAACUUAAUCCAAGACAAAAUCUAGAUUUUCGUCAAUAUAUCGAGAUUACAUCAUUUAUGCUUUUGCUAGUUUGUUUAGCGACGUAUGCGGAUGUUACGAAUUUAUUUUCAAUUCAGCAUCCUUACUACCCCUUGAUAUUAGUAAUUGUAAUUCUUGCUGUAGUUUUAUGCCCGUUCCGAAUAUUUUAUUACAGUGCAAGACGCUGGUUUGUUUUCGGCCUGGGUCGCAUGCUUAUCUCACCUUUUAUCGGUAUCGAAUUUCGAGAAUUCAUUAUUGCUGAUCAUUGUAAUAGUUUAUCUUAUACUUUUGGUGCUUUGCAAGUACUUCCUUGUUUUGCAU
Molecule: messenger RNA, 1530 nt
Organism: Dentiscutata erythropus
Lineage: Eukaryota; Fungi; Glomeromycota; Glomeromycetes; Diversisporales; Gigasporaceae
Source: the annotation of a GenBank genome assembly